AGACCGCGUGUGUGAGCCUCGGCAAAACAAAAGCCAGAGCUUUAGAACUUACCAUGUCACAAAGUUUCUUGAUUCAAAUGAUGGCAAUUUAUAUCGCGGAUUGCUUGAAACAGUUUGUCAAAUCUAGCCCGUUUUCCCCCGACUGUGUGUGUUCCAUCACUUGCUCGGCGCGAGACAUGAUUCCAUUGCGAUUCCAUUGCUCGAUUACUUCCGCCGUUUGGCUAGGCACGAAUCUAGGCAGAAGGGGUUGACUAUACAGACCAUAAUCCAAAAGGGGUACCUGCUCAUCUCUUGGUCAGUGUGGUAUGUCUGAUAAGGAUUUACAUGCUAGAACAAGCUCUUCAACAUCAUCUUCCUCGAGUCAAAACAAACAGGGGGACAUAUCUUGCAAGAAGCGGGAUUGCAAAGCCACUAUGAGCAAGACCUCUAAGCUGUUAUCUACCAGCGCCAAGAGAAUUCAAAAAGAGCUGGCAGAUAUCACACUGGACCCUCCGCCAAACUGCAGCGCUGGUCCCAAAGGAGACAACAUCUAUGAGUGGAGGUCAACCAUCCUGGGCCCGCCAGGCUCUGCUUAUGAGGGAGGGGUCUUCUUCCUCGACAUCGCCUUCACACCUGAUUACCCCUUCAAACCACCCAAGGUAACGUUCCGUACAAGGAUCUACCACUGCAAUAUCAACAGCCAGGGAGUAAUCUGUCUGGACAUCCUGAAGGAUAACUGGAGUCCAGCCCUCACCAUCUCCAAGGUGCUGUUGUCCAUCUGCUCCUUGCUCACAGACUGCAACCCUGCUGAUCCCCUUGUUGGAAGCAUCGCCACCCAGUACACAGCUAAUAGAGCGGAGCAUGACAGAACAGCCAAACAGUGGACAAGGCGCUACGCCACAUGAGCCCACAGAGACAAACAGUGUGUGUGUGUAUUUUUGUUUUGUUUUUUGACUCAUGAUUAAGUUAUCUCAAUAAAUAUGAAAAUAAAUAUAAGGAAAAUA
This is a messenger RNA of Hypomesus transpacificus, 983 nucleotides long. RefSeq names its product ubiquitin-conjugating enzyme E2 E1-like. Gene Ontology annotation, molecular function: ubiquitin conjugating enzyme activity. Gene Ontology annotation, cellular component: nucleus. Lineage: Eukaryota; Metazoa; Chordata; Actinopteri; Osmeriformes; Osmeridae. The coding region runs from base 306 to 884 and encodes 192 amino acids. The record is from RefSeq and is a predicted model, not a curated record. The transcript is spliced from 6 exons. Gene Ontology annotation, biological process: protein polyubiquitination.